Messenger RNA from Danio rerio (zebrafish), 1213 nucleotides. It is a transcript of the gene tmigd1, whose product is annotated as transmembrane and immunoglobulin domain containing 1. NCBI's taxonomy places the organism in Eukaryota, Metazoa, Chordata, Actinopteri, Cypriniformes, Danionidae. The record is from RefSeq and is marked validated.
CACAGGCCUCUCCAGACCUCACGCAACCUUUGGAUUUGGCUUUUUCAGCGAAUAUUCACACAAGUCUCUGCGACAGCUGGAAGACAUAAAGAUGAAGGUACUGGUUAGAGUCGCUCUGCUCCUGCUGUGCUGUGUCAGUUGUGUAAAAGCGGUCACCGUGGAGUCCUGUCCGCUGGCCGUCGGGAGUUUGCUCCAGACAGCGGUUGAGGAAACCGUCACUCUCACUUGUAUGACUGAUAAUACUGACCCAUCAAGCCAACAAGAGCUGCAGUGGUUCCGCAACGGUGCCCGUGUGAAACUGCCAGAAGAAAACAUGAUGUCCCGGAGCAGUCUUUGUGUCCAGCCUGUCACUAAAGAAGACGACGGAGCCGUCUUUACCUGUCAGCUGAAGGGCGAUGCCAGCGUCAACAGCACAGUCGAGUUUGACGUCCUUUAUCCCCCAGACCUUAAUGACACUACAGAAGUGUUUGUUCAGGAAACAAAUGACGCUGUUCUGUCCUGUGAAGUACGUGCCAACCCUCCAGUAACUGUGGUUUGGAAAAAGGAUGGCGAGGUUCUAGAUCUGACCACCGGUAGUUACAAAUCAACCAAUAACGGCAUCACCGCUCAGUUGACAAUCCCAAAACUUAAGCGUGAUGUACAUCAGGGGUUGUACGUCUGUGAGACAAAAUCAGCUAUGUAUGGAGUUACUGGCAGAACUUUUCAAGUUACGGUUGAAGAUAGAGUGAUUGGGUUCCCUCUGGGACCCACAAUUGCUGGAGUAGUGGUGGUUGCAUGCACAAUUGUAUUAGCGCUCAUCUCUAGAAGAAAUAAAAUUAUGAAGUGCUUAAAACGAAAUUGAACGUACAAUGGAAAAGCAUCUCUGGAAUUCAAACCACAGUUAUCUGAAGCAUUGAGCACUGAGGAGAUCAGACUGGAAUGCAAGUAGCCGUUACUGUGGAAAAUGGGAAACCAGGACAAAAUCCCUCUUAAAUAGGAAUUGCUAAUUCAAAAACAAACAUCCUAUUCGUUUUGUAAUUGUUAAAUUAUGAAGUACAACUGUUUACAUAAUUUUUAGAUGAUUGUGUGUCUUGUUUAUUGCUUUUGUCUUAUUAUAUAUGUAUUUGUGUGUGCGUGUUUGCUUGUAAGUGCAUGUGUGUGCGUGCAUGCGUGUGUGUGUGUGGGUUUUUGAGCCACUCCAAUAAUGCACGUGUUGUAGAGACAGUAAAAUAAA